Molecule: messenger RNA, 2370 nt
Organism: Cloeon dipterum
Lineage: Eukaryota; Metazoa; Arthropoda; Insecta; Ephemeroptera; Baetidae
Gene: Pex19
Product: peroxin 19
Exons: 7
Coding region: 176-1012 (278 amino acids)
Biological process (GO): protein import into peroxisome membrane
Cellular component (GO): peroxisome; peroxisomal membrane
Source: RefSeq, a predicted model, not a curated record
UAUCGAUCUGCCAAGGUGAAGUUUGUGGAAACUGAGCCUUAAUCAGCUGGAGAGCUGGGCAUUUUUUGCAAAACGAGGUUUGCAGCUGCAGCUACCUAAGCAUUACAAAGCACAUUCACUGGCUAAUAUCCUCGAUUCUGACUAAACGGCAAGUGUCGCGAGUGCUCGUCAAAAAAUGGCAAGCGAAGAUAAAGUUGUGCCUCCUGAGGAAACCGAAGAGGACCUUGAUGAACUUCUGUGCAGCGCAUUGGAUGACCUAAAAAAACCAGCUGAAGAGCAGGCUGCUCCAAAGAAAGAGAAAAUCAAAGCGCCUACUGGCCUGCCGGGUGAACUAGAAAAAGCAUGGAGCGAUGAGUUUGCAAAUCAAUUCCAAAAGUAUCUUCAAUCUGAGGGAGGUGAAAGCGCUGAAGCAGUGGCAGCAAGUCUUCAAAAAAUGACGGAGGCUGCCGCAGAGGCUCUUCGCAGCACUGGAGUUGAAACACCAAUGACGCCAUCUGCUGAGGACCCUGUGUCUGCAGCAAUUGCACAAACUCUCAAAAACCUUGCUGACAGUGCAAAUACGUUACAGAGCCCUCUGACAGAAGAUGAGCUCAUGAACAUGUUUGGCAGUUUUGGUUUAUCCGAUGGACCUAACGGAGAGUCCGACAUCUUCCCAUUCAUGCAGAGCAUGAUGCAGUCUCUUCUAUCCAAAGAUGUGUUGCACCCUGCACUGAAGGGGAUCAUUGAAAAGUACCCAGCCUGGCUUGAAGAGAACAAGGCGUCCCUAACAGAAGAAAAAAUUUCUAAUAUUAUGCGGCAGCAAGAACUGAUGAAAAAAGUCUGUGAUGAACUGGAGAAAGAACUGCCAUCAGACACAGAUGACGUCAAAUCUAAAAGAUUCGAUAAGGUCCUCGACCUCAUGCAACAAAUGCAAGAGUGUGGUUUACCACCCGCAGAGCUAACUGGGGAGUUGCCUGCAGAUUUGAGCGCGACAAUGGGAAAUGGAGACCCAGCACAGUGUUCAGUCAUGUAAAUCGUCAUUUUAACUUAAUUUUAGGCAUGCUAGGGAAAUUGUUACUUUUAGACAAAGAGAUUUUAGGAUGGUUCGUUCUCUUUCUCCUUCAAAUGUUCCAUUUUACAGAGAAAAGUUUAAUGCAGAGCUGUAGAUAUCUGCAAUUAGAUGAUUGACAUUGGUUAUAGUCAAAGUCACCAUUUAUUAUGUACGAGCCUGGAAGUGCCAAAUGUUUCCUGUCAAUCGAAGUUGAAGAAUGACCAAUUCAUGCGUUGGGUAACAAGGUGGAAUGCUGGUAAUUGAAAUUGAACAGUCAUUGCGGGUGCACUAGAAUGAGGGCAUUUAAUGAAGCAGUCCUCUCAAAUUAAAGAUGAUUUUUUUACCAGCCUAGUGCCCAAGUUUGACUAUAAAUUGCGAUGGGGCAUCAAACAUGGACAUUAGCUAGCUCUAAUUUCGUACGCAGUACUCUCCUGUAGGUGUCAGACUUGUUAACUUGGUGUUAAUUUUUGUGAUUUAAGCAUUAUCGCUCUUUUGCUCAUUAUGUGGAAAUGUGUAUGAAUGAGUUCUGGCAUUCUGAUUAACAAAGGAGCAAUAUAAGAAACACGUUGAACCACACAACAAGAUAUAUAAUAACUUAAAGUAACACGGAGACUGUUAAAAUAUAAAGUAAGAUUGAGCAUUACUCUUCGUGACAGCUAAGGCGGAAUAUUUUUGCACAAUCAAGUUUGGCAUUUUGCAAGUUGGCAUUGAACUCGAGACAAUUAAAGACCGAAGAUAUACAAUAGCUGCUCACGACAAUUUUCUCGUGGCAACUUCGAGCCGGAGGACGAACAUGUGAUCACCAGAUAGUGAUACAUAAUUAUACCAGAUUGGAAGGUGCAACUAUUUGAAAAUGUGAUAAAAAAUAUAUACCAAAAGUAUGGAAUUAACGAAAAAAUUUCCCUGCCCGGUGUGUCCGUUUGAGCCAAACAGCUUUACAAAUUCCACCUCAUCCUCAUGUGGUGUAAACUAAUCCAAACUCAUGUAUUCCGCAAUUCAUAAAUUAAGUUCACUUAACACUUUUUUAGGUUCAAUAUAAAAUUUGCACAAUGCUAUGCAUUUGUGUGCGCUAUUUUUGUGAGAAUUGAACCUACAAGCGAGCGUGCAAACUUUUCAGUUCUCACAAAACUGCUACAUGGCCUAUUUAUGAAGAUAAUAAGUCGAUUCGAUCUUGGUAGGCACUCUGCUAAUCUACCAGUAAUUUGCUGUUUAUGUGAGCCGGACCUUUUUGUGUCGAUUGCUCGGAAUUUACCCUAAUUCUAUGUGUAUGGCUCUAGAAAUUUUAAGGUCUUCAUAUUGAUUGUUGUGGCGAAAUAAAUAAAAUGUUGCUUGAGCUAAAA